GUCUUUCUCUCACGAUCCGGACCGCCCACCUCUGUCAACGCUACGCUCCUCCCCUCGUCUGCAAGCACCCCCGGAUGCCGGGUUUGCAGCCUCCGCCUAGCAAUGUCACGUUUCACCCCUCAGUCCGACGAAGGGUACUCGGAGGAUCCGCUUACUGCCCAAUCGGCCGCGACGUCCUCGCUCAAAUCGCGCGAGGACGCUGCUGAGACGCUGGCCCCGGCGCGGUCGGGCGGCGACUUCCCACCAUGGUUGAUUCAUCACCUGGCUUGUCUUUCCAUCUCACGGAAGACGGAGCUCGCCAUGGCCCUCCUCAAUGACCUACCCACCAGUGUCGUCUCCGACAUUGUUAGGAAUCUCUCCCCUCGCCUUUACAUCGACUUCGUCCGCUAUCUUCCUCCCGAAGUAUGCCUGAAAAUCCUGGGCUACCUCGAUCCCGUCUCCCUUAUCAACGUCGCGCGAUGUUGCCGAGCAUGGUACAGCCUCGCGCUGGACCGUAAACUGUGGGAGCAGCUUUACUAUCUAGAAGGAUGGAAAGCGCUUCCCGACGAGAUUGCGGCCGCAGAGCGGGAGAUGAACGCUCCCUUCUCGCAUUCAAGCACGCACGGCGUGCUGCGUCGAAUGCAAUUCCAGGACGAUGGGCGUGCAUAUAAGAAGCGCGCUAUCUCGCUGUCGCCCGCGCUCGACGCCGAUACGGACACGGUGAUGGUCGAUGCAGCAAGCAAUACGAAGCAGGAACAAACGGAGGUGGAGCCGGCAGAGACGAGCAUUUUCGGCGGCCCGCGGGGACCAUUGGUGAAGAAUACCAUCUCGCGGCAUAGGAGCGAUCUCGACGGGCAGAAUGCGGGCUUAAGGCUGGAUCCGAAGGGCAAAGGGAAGGCGUUCUCGACUGACUCGACCAAGUCCACGUCCGGUCACAAUGCAUCUUGGCAGACGGGCCCGGCGCGUCUGGCGCCGUCGACUCUGUGGCUUUGGGAUGACGGAUCGGCGCAGUUCAGGAUCAACUGGAAAUAUCUCUACACCAUGCGGCGGCGGCUCGAGUCAAAUUGGGAGCGGGGUAGGUACACCAACUUCCAGUUCCCGCCCCCCGAUCACCUGGAAGACGGCCACGGAGAUUGCGUAUACACUCUGCAGUACAACUCGAAAUACCUGGUGAGCGGUAGCCGGGAUCGGACGCUGAAGGUGUGGGAUAUGAAGACGCACCGCUGUCUGCGGACGCUGGCCAAGCACAAGGGCUCUGUUUUGUGCCUGCAGUUCGACUCGGACCCGGAGGAGGAUAUAAUCGUCUCUGGGAGCUCGGACUCGGAUAUCGUCAUCUGGAAGUUCUCGACGGGGAAGCCGAUUCAGACGCUGCGACAUGCGCACCGCGAAUCGGUGCUCAGCGUCAGGUUCGACAAGCGGAUCCUGGUGAGCUGCUCCAAGGACAAGACAAUCAAGGUCUUCAACCGCAAGCCGCUUCGCCACGGUGAUCUUGGCUACCAAGAGGUGAACCCGGUGGCAAGGACCAUCAAGGAUUACGGACACAGCAUCCCCAUGACCCCGGAUGACUUCCCCGUCAUCCCGGCGUGGACCAUGAUCGCCUGCAUGGAAGGUCACAGCGCCGCCGUCAACGCGCUACAGAUCCAUGGCCGCGAGGUGGUCUCAGUUAGUGGAGAUAGACACAUCAAAGUCUGGGACUGGCCGACUCAGGUUUGCUCCCGCACGAUCGUCGGCCAUAACAAGGGUAUCGCUUGCGUGCAGUACGACGGCCGCCGCAUUGUCAGCGGGAGCAGCGAUAACGAGGUGAAGGUGUUUGACCGCCAGACCGGCCUGGAGGUUGCCAGCCUCCGUUCGCACUCGAACCUGGUGCGCACGAUCCAGGCCGGCUUCGGAGACCUGCCCUACAGCGUCGAGGACGAUCUUGCCGCGGCAAAGCAGGUGGACCAGGACUACUUCAGGGCGCUGGAGUCCGGUCUGCUGACCGAGCGAGCGCGGCCCACCCGGGGGGGUCGCCGGAUUGGUAACGCCGGGUCUCGGCGGCCAGAGGACAUCUGCGCUUACGGGGCCAAGCUGCCCCCCGGCGGCGGCGGCGGCAAGUACGGGCGGAUCGUCAGUGGCAGCUACGAUACCAACAUCAUCAUAUGGCGGAGAGACAAGGAGGGCCUCUGGAAAGACCAGUAUCACCUUAAGCAGGAGACGGCCCUCCUCAACGCAAGGGCGGCGGCCGUGGCAGCACGCCUGGCGACUGGGCUGGAUGCCGCAGGGCCAUCCACGGCCGCCGCAACCCCCUCUUCUCGGUCGCAAACCGCGAGUGCGCCACCAGGCUCGGUAACUGGACCAGGCCCGGCGCAGUUUGGGACGCCGACGCUCGAGCCGAAUCAACCUGGCUCGUCGACUGCAAAUCUUCACAUGCUCCCACAGAUCAUCGACAACGCGGUACAGGGUGGUCAGCUGGCGCUGGCUCAGGCCAUCGAGGCGCACCCCGCCAUUCUCGGUCUCCGCAGUUACGUGGAAGCAUCUAUCGACCGGCAGCAGAAUCCCGUGGUCAGGAGCCAACUUCGCCAGACUUUCUCCACCGCAUUGAUCCGAGCGCAGUUUGAGCAAGGGCGGCAGAGACGCGAGGCGCUGCGGCACCAGGAGGCGCUGGCAGGAGCGUCCUCCUCGGCUGCGGGUUAUGGGUCUUCGCAGGAAACAGCCGCCGCUCCGCCAGCCGGGCAGCCUACUCCGGACCAGCUGGCAGCCGUCGCGGCCCACCAAGCUCAUGCACACGUCCCCCACGGGGCGCCCCUGCACCAGGUACUCAAUCCCGUUCCUGCUGUUGCCCCCGUUGGUGCUGCUGUUCCUGCUUCUGCCGCCGCCGCCGCCGCCGCCGCUUCUUCUUCUUUUUCUUCUUCUUCUACUGCUACUUCCGGGUCCGCGCCUGGGCCUGCUGCGGGGCCGGCGGCUGCAAAUGCGACUCCUACUCCGAUGCCGCCGCAACCGCCAGCGCAGCCCCAGGCGCAAGGCCAACCGCACUUCCCACACGUUGCCCAGGCACCAGCUCCUCUCGAGACGCAUGACCUAGGUUACCCGUCCCCGGCCCGGGUGUUCAAGCUGCAAUUCGACGCGCGACGCAUCAUCUGCUGUAGUCAGCGGUGUGUGAUCCUCGGCUGGGACUUUUGCAACGGCGAUCCGGAGCUGGAGGAGGCGAGCCGGUUCUUUGGGCAUGUGGAUUGAGGGGUCCGAAGGCUUUUGGCUUGGUGCUAGCAGUAGGCGCAAUUCCUAUCUAGCUAGGAUCAGACGGGUAUGGGGAAAGCUUGGGGAAGCGGUCCUUUGCGAGUUAUCGCAUGCGUGGCUGAUGUUUGGGACGGCGAAGACGAUACAAGAUGCGCCUGGCGCUCAGCGAUUUGUA
Molecule: messenger RNA, 3367 nt
Organism: Thermothielavioides terrestris NRRL 8126
Lineage: Eukaryota; Fungi; Ascomycota; Sordariomycetes; Sordariales; Chaetomiaceae
Exons: 2
Coding region: 103-3192 (1029 amino acids)
Molecular function (GO): protein binding
Source: RefSeq, a predicted model, not a curated record